Molecule: messenger RNA, 3534 nt
Organism: Thyridium curvatum
Lineage: Eukaryota; Fungi; Ascomycota; Sordariomycetes; Thyridiales; Thyridiaceae
Exons: 4
Coding region: 1-3534 (1177 amino acids)
Source: RefSeq, a predicted model, not a curated record
AUGGCGAGCAACACCAAAUCGAAUGACCCAGGCAAGCCCCGUUGGGUAGAGCCCGUCGCCCUCAGCCAGGGGCAUCCCCAGACACCAGAAGGCAUAGAGGUCUUUGUUCAAGACCAUGGCGUCAGUGUCACUGAACGUGAGGCGUCGAAUGCCUCCCCAUUAAAGGCUGCUCGCUCCUCUCGAGAGGCGUUUUUCAAACGUCCAGAUGAACUCCUAGACAGUCCAGUUAUCGCAAGUGCCUUCACCUUCGGCCCUCCAUUGAGACUGAACCCGUCAUAUACGACUGUGUCGGGUUUCAAAAGCAAGCCGCAACCGCUAUACUCAUCUCGAAAACUGAUUGAGAACCAGGUGGUUGGCACAACGGAAGACUUUGAUACGCAGCUCCCGGUGCUCAGUCCAGGCCUAGUGGUCGAUUCCGUCCCAGUCGUAAGCCAGGCAGCGGACCAACACACGGAUAGAAACUCAACACUUGAUGGUGUCCCGGCUGAGACUGCCGCAUGUCUUUCUGUGGCCGUGGGCGAUGGCCCAGACAAGCAGUCUGGGUCUUCAAUUCAGCAGCGUCCUUCUCAGACAUCCCCAGGGUCAGGGGGGAAGACAACAAAGGGCACAGUGUCUGAUGAAGCAAAAGAGGGCUUGCUCCACGGAGAUCUCACUGUACCUAAUUCACCAAGACAGACUCAUUCAGCUUCAAGUCCAGUCAGCGACCUCUCCUUUACCGUCAAGGACCUGCCCUCGAAGAAUCGUACGGGAGGUCAUGGCAAGGUUAAGAAAGCAUCUCCACAUUCUGUCGGACGUUUCCAUACCCACACCAGGCCCUCUACGGUGCGAUCCAGCUCUCAUGUGUCAAAUAUUUCCAAGCGAAGAACGCCAAACCGACCUCUACCCUUGUCUCAAAUUACGGCGCACACUCCCUCUUCAGAUCGUAUGCCGAUCAGUGCAGACAUCUACACCGCCGCAGACCUAAGAAUAUUUGCAGAGGAGUUCCUGGGAAGUUACAACCACAUCUUUCAGGAGGGUCAGAAGAAGCGGGACGAAAUCGAGGCCAAGAUUGCGAGACUCUAUGACAAGAUCAAACUCCAGGCUUCCGAGAUCAAAGAGCGAGACUCACUUGUUACUGCUCAGGAUUCUGAGAUCAAAAGCUUACAGGGGGAGAAAAAGAGGCUGAGCAACCAAGUGGCAACACUCGAGAGCUCCAAAUCUCGGCUGCAGCAGCUUGAGGAAAAACUUCGCAUUCACAAGGGACAUCUAAAUGCCGCGAUGAAGGAGCGGCAUGAGUUGUUCAGGAAGUCAAGAGCAGCAUGUCAGCAGACCCUGGCUGAAAUUCGAUCCGAGAAGCAUGCCCAAGAGCUUCGAAGGGAAGAUAUCAACAAAACGUCUGAGGCCGCACGCAUCCGCCUGAUGGGAAGUGUCAAAGCCGCCAUCAACGAGAGCAGGAAGCAGGCGGAAGAGCAAAGCCGCCGAAUUGAAGAUCUCGAAGAGAAAAUCAGACACCGAGAUGUUCAAUUGACUCAGGAAAAACAACUGUCUGAGAGCCUCCUUCGGCAAGCAGAAGCACGCCAGCAUGUCGACACUUGUCUCCAGAGCCUGGCUCUGCAGUCGACAGACAUUCUAAAGAAGCUAGUUAAUAUCAGUGACGACGUCAAAACUGCAACAGAUGAAUGUACCGCAACCCAGGGGAGGAGUGCUGAACGAAUCAUGGGACGUCUGGAUACCAUCACCCACGAAAUCCCUUGCCAGGCCGAGAUCUUGUCCAACAUCGAACGCCUACACGGCGAGAUAUCAUCGAAGCUUAUCUCUGAAAUCACUCCCACAAUUGAUGCCCAGAAAAGCACCGAAGGCUUGAUCUCUCAGAUGUCACUCGAACUUAGAUCACAAGCGGAAACAGUAUGGCGACAUCUGGAAGACCGCGAAAGUUUGUGGAAUGAGCAACUCAUCGAGAAGAGAGAAGAGAAUGCAUUCCUCAGCACGUUGGUGCAAGAGAAGGAAAUGGAGUGCCAGAAUUUGACGGAAUCACUAACUGAUGCGGCAAACAAUACUUCAAGGCUUGAGGGAAUAAACUCGGCGCUCCAGACGAACGUGAAUGACCUGAAAAAGGAAUUGCAAGAUGACCGACUGGCUCUGGGCCGACUCCAUGACCUGGAAAGCGAAUUUGAAAACCUCAAGAAGAACGUUCUGGACAAAGAGCAGACAAUUGCAUCAUUGAAGAAGGAAAUGCAGGAAAGAGAUGACUUGCACUCGACUAAGACACAGGAGCUUGGCCAAGAGGUUCAUGACCUUACCCAAAAGCUUGACACAUUCCGGAUGAACGCCGAGAGUCAACUUCAGAGUGGCAUUGAAGAUGAUCGCCGUCGCCAGCAAGAAAAUUUCGAGACAGAAACGGCGAGCCUUCGUCAACAGCACAUCAAAAGCGAGCAAGGACGACUUGCCGCGGAAAAAAAGUUGGAGUCGGCCAGCACUGAACACUUAGCUGAAAUCCAGGAUCUCCAAAUGCAACUUACAGAGAGGAAAGCAAGGGAGAAGCAGGCAAGCCAAGUUGUUCACACUCGGCGAAAAGAACUGUCGACGCUUGCCAACAACCUCUUGCGGUGGCUCCAUGACCAUCCCGACCUUCUGCAAGGACUCAAAGUGGAGAGUCAAGGCUUGAGUGAUAACAGCUCUGAAGUGCUGCGAACCAGUGGCGAGAGUGCCGGAUCCGUACCCAUACGCCAGGUUCUUUCUGCACUCUUCUCACAGUUGUCGAUUCAGGACGCGAGCCUCGCCAAGAUUGACCAUGACAAGAGAACAGCCGAGGCUUCAUCCCAGGGUCAUGCAAUACAGAGUCAGCCAAAAGGCGGAGAUUUGGGAACGAGUUCGUCCGAUUUGAGAAGUGUUUCUCUGUCCCCCAAGCCCGAAGCUGGUGAAUCUUUGCCAGACCGCGGAUCCCUUUCCCAAACCCUAUCUCAACAGCCGGUCUCUUAUGAGAGAACGAGAGCACGAAAGAGACGAGUCUUGCUCCGCAGCCCGCCAGAUGACGAGUCGAUCCGGGAGCCUUUGUCAAUCGAGCAAGAGAAAGAUCGCAGGCGCAGCGGAUUCCAGCCAAGAUCGAUUAUGAAGCCAACCCCCAUCCAAGACUCGAACACAAGCGACAAAGGGAUACCUCCGCUUCCAGAUCUUGUGAAAAAGACAGUUCUGAAUUCUGAGAAGUCUGUGUUCAGUCGCGGGCAAUAUAAUCGACCGGUCAUGGGAGCCGGCCCCCAGCCUGUUGAUGCUGGAAGGUGUACUCAUGGGGAGGCAAAAAAGGACAGUAACACCAAGCAGUCUCUGUCAGCCUUUGCGGAUGAAUCACGCAAACGCAUUGCCAGCGCUGGUGAAGGAGACCCAGGCAGUGGAAGCAGAACAUCAUCGAAGCGGCGCAAAUCGAGCCCUGAAGAGCCAAUCUGCGAGGCGGCGAAGCUCCAUGCAGGCAAGAGGAAUGGAAAACCCAGGUCUCUCAAGGGACCAUUCAUAUUCCGACAGAAAGAAGCUAGCACGGACGGGACUGCCCAGCGGAGCUAG